AUGGCUGAUAACGCGGAGGUGUUUGACCGGGCUCCCGGUGCGGGGCGAACCCGGGGGAAGGCGAGUGGGCCUGGGCAAGGAGAGAGCAGCAGACCCCGAGAGCCGGAGCUGGCGGACGGAGAGGCGGUGUUUAGUCACUGUCAGCCUCUCAGACAGCCGCGGACUCCUGUACCUGUACCUGUACCUGUACCUGUACCUGUACCUGUACCGGUAUCUGUACCGGUAUCUGUACCGAACCCCGAGUGCUCAGACAGCAGAGUGUCCACCUUGUCGUCCAGCUCAUCUCUCAGUAACAGCAACAGCUCAGCAGCAGUAAAACCUCGGGCUAAUCAGAGUGCAGUGUACGAGUCCAGACUGUCAGCACACGCCCCUGAGUUCAUCCCCUCCACCUACACACCUGUCCAGGACGAUGUGUAUGAGGAGGCCAGCUAUGACAGUUACUACUCUGACUUCUCUCUGGCCGAUGUGGUACAAGACAUUCUCACCCACCUGAACUCGUCCCCAGGCUCGUUCGAGAUAGACAUCGGGAACAUCGCAGCCACUCUGAAUGACUGGGUAACCACAGAGGAGACACUGAAGGAGCUGGUGGAGCUCAUCUUCACACAGUCCACUUCGAUGCCUAACUUCACCUACACCGGUGCUCGUCUCUGCAACUUCCUGUCUCAUCACCUCGCACUCAGUCCGGCCAGUGGAACCUUCCGGCAACUGCUGCUAAAACGGUGUCAGACUGAGUAUGAACAGAGACAGCAGGCCCUGAUGGGUGAUGAGGAAACUCAGAGGAAGUUUCACACUUAUAUUCUGUUUCUAGGAGAACUCUACCUAAACCUUGAGGUGAAGAGUGUGAAGGGCACCAUGUCUCGUGCAGAGAUCCUCCUCGCUGCACUGAAGGACCUGAUGGACACACUCUUCUCUCAGCCCAAAGACAGAAACCUCAUCUGUGCCGUCAAGCUUCUGAAGCUCACAGGGUCAGUUCUGGAGGAUGCGUGGAAGCAGAGCGGAAAAUCUCACAUGGACGAUCUGGUCCGGAAAAUCGAGGAGAUCUUACUAGACGCUCAGUGCAGCCGUGAUGUGAGACAGAUGUUGUUGAAACUGGUGGAGUUGAGAUCCAGUAACUGGGGCAGAGUUUAUGCAGCAGCAGCACACAGCGAUGCCACACCCGACAACGACCCCAACUACUACAUGAAUGAACCCACUUUCUACACUGCAGAUGGAAUUCCAUUCACAGCCGCCGACCCAGAUUACUCCGAGAAAUAUCAGGAGAUUUUAGAUCGAGAGGAUUACUUUCCAGACUUCUAUGAGGAAAACGGAAAUGAAGCGCUCUACAGUGAGGAGGAGGAGGAGAUGGAGCCAGAGAUAGAAGAGGCGUUUGAGAAGUUCUGUCUGGAGACUGAGAGAAAAAAAAACAUGAAUCUUUAAAGCACUGAAGUGUCUGCUGUGGCCAUCACCAUGAACAUCCACAGCACAUUUUAUCCUCCUUUUCUUUCCAUCGUUACACAUAAAGAGCACAGGCUGGAUUUAGAGAUUUCAUUCUGUCUGAGGUUUCUUCUGGCUGCUGGACGACUGACUACAGUCUGGACUUUAGUGUGUUUAGGUUUGUGGAGGAGAAACCAGAGGUUUGCAGUGAGGUUUGAUUUCUUCAGUCAGAGACAUCUAACUACUUCCUGUUAGAGGAGGAAGGGAGGACGGAGAGUUUGGGUUUCAGGAUUUGAUCAGACAGAAGAGAUUUUCAGUGUUUAUUGUUUUAUUUCUUUUUGUUUCUGGUUUGUUUGGAAUCUUUUAAGAGUUUUACAGAUUUUGAUUACAGACUGAGUGACAGGUGGAAUCAGGAGGUGUGUGAAUCUCAGCACUACACACACACACACACACACACACAGAGGAUUGUUUAUUUUAUUAGAGUAUUGUAAAUAUUAUUGACUGUAUUGUUGCCUGCAAUAAAUCUUUCUAACAGAAAA
This is a messenger RNA of Tachysurus fulvidraco (yellow catfish), 1952 nucleotides long. RefSeq names its product poly(A) binding protein interacting protein 1 (gene paip1). Gene Ontology annotation, molecular function: RNA binding; protein binding; translation activator activity. The transcript has 11 exons. The record is from RefSeq and is a predicted model, not a curated record. Bases 1 to 1416 code for a protein of 471 amino acids. Lineage: Eukaryota; Metazoa; Chordata; Actinopteri; Siluriformes; Bagridae. Gene Ontology annotation, biological process: regulation of translational initiation.